AUGCCGGAGUGUCAGAGUGCGCCGAAUAUUAUUGAUUUAUUUGCUUCAUGGGAAGCGAGGUCAUACCGGCUGGAGAUCCCACCUAUCAUCACACGCGGACGGCCACACUACAAUUUUACCGGCGCUUGCACCCCCCAUCCCGUGCGCGAAUGUCACCAGUGUCAGAGCGCGCCGAAUGUGCGUUCCCCUGUCCGUGAAUUGACCCGGUCCCCCACUCACACCUGCCAGCAGACAGAGAAGACGCAGCAGGAAGCAGUACUGGGAGCAGUAUGGGGAGCGACAGUGAGAGCUGUAUCCAAUGCCCAGAUAUGGAAUGGCCCAAUGAGAAGAAGAUUCAAUGUAAUAUUGGGAGUUUUUAUUAAACACCAGGACACCCCCAUAGUGAGAGCCAACAACCGGAGCCUGAGCUUCCUCCUCCUUGUCUCCAUCAAGCUGAGCUUCCUCAGUGUGUUUCUGUUCCUCGGUCGCCCUGUGGAUAUAACCUGCAUGCUGCGCAUCAUCACUUUUGGAAUCACCUUCUCCAUAGCUGUCUCUUCUCUCCUGGCCAAGACUAUCAUGGUUUGUGUUGCUUUCAAAGCCACCAAGCCAGGGAGCUCAUGGAGAAAAUGGCUGGGAGUCAAACUGUCCAAUUCUGUAGUCUUGUUCUGCUCAUCCAUUCAAAUAAUCAUCUGCAUGACUUGGUUGGCCAUUUCUCCUCCCUUUCAGGAACUGGACAUUCACACUUCCCCUGGAACCAUCAUCAUUCAGUGCAAUGAGGGCUCAGCUAUUGGCUUUUACUCAGUUAUUGGGUAUAUGGGGCUUCUGGCAGCUGUUAGUUUUGUUUUAGCAUUUUUAGCUCGGAGCUUACCGGACAGUUUUAAUGAGGCCAAGUACAUCACUUUCAGCAUGCUGCUCUUCUGCAGUGUUUGGAUCACAAUGAUCCCGGCCUAUCUGAGCACCAAAGGCAAAAACACUGUGUGUGUGGAGAUAUUUGCCAUACUCACCUCAAGCGCGGGCCUUUUAGCCUGUAUAUUUCUGCCCAAAUGUUACACAAUACUACUCAGGCCAGAUUGCACCAUGGAGCACUCUCCAACUCAGGUCUCCAGUGGGUCUGAGCACCAAGCUGGAAUAAAGGGCUCGCCACUGGGGUCUCUCACCCUCUUUGAGCACCCGCCUCCAGAUGGUAUCAUAGCUGGAGACGAGGGCAAGGAAGUGUACAGUGUGAAGCAUGAGAGAGUACAGUAG
Messenger RNA from Xenopus tropicalis (tropical clawed frog), 1224 nucleotides. Its product is annotated as vomeronasal type-2 receptor 26-like. NCBI's taxonomy places the organism in Eukaryota, Metazoa, Chordata, Amphibia, Anura, Pipidae. The transcript is spliced from 4 exons. Bases 1 to 1224 code for a protein of 407 amino acids. The record is from RefSeq and is a predicted model, not a curated record. Gene Ontology annotation, biological process: G protein-coupled receptor signaling pathway. Gene Ontology annotation, cellular component: membrane; plasma membrane. Gene Ontology annotation, molecular function: G protein-coupled receptor activity.